Drepanopeziza brunnea f. sp. 'multigermtubi' MB_m1 is the source of this 1764-nucleotide messenger RNA. The record is from RefSeq and is a predicted model, not a curated record. NCBI's taxonomy places the organism in Eukaryota, Fungi, Ascomycota, Leotiomycetes, Helotiales, Drepanopezizaceae.
AUGGACGACACCUCCAUGCCCCAGGACGAGUACUUCGAGUGGGAAGACAUUGUGCUGUAUCGAGCGCCGGGCGAGGUGACCGAGUCGGGCGAGAAAGUGCAAUGUCACCACCAUCACCAAACCCUGGAGUACCGACGGACCUACAGCCAGACCUUCGAGGCCAGCGAGAGUGAGCCCGAGGACUUCCAAUGGAACGACGGAACGUCGACGACGUUGACCACUUCGGUGCAGACGUCGUUCACGCUCAAUUGGAACUCCGGCAACAAAGACACGUCAAUCGACUUCCCUUCGUAUGACCACGACGACGACGACGACGACGACGAUAUCCACCCCGGACUUGGACUUGCUAGGCCGGAGCACGCGACCCCGAUUGUGGAGGACUACCCCAUCUCCGGGCUUCCGGGCACGAUUGAUACGGUCAAACGGGAUGCGACAGCGACAGCGACAGCGACAGACGCUUCCGGGCCAUUGCCAAUGCCUGAAUGCCGAGAUAGCUCGUCCAUUUCGUUGCAACCGUUUGGAAACGUCAAUUACCUGCUGCACCAAUGGCGGGAAGAGGACGUCUCGGCAUCCUGGAGGCACCUCGUGACCAAAAGCAGAACCUGGGCGGAGGCCAAGGAGAAGCUGGACCAUGCCUCCUGGAAACGACACAAUGCUGUCGCCCGACUGGAAAAUGCGUCCUGGCGGACUUGGUCAAAGUUGCGCUUCGGCUGCAAGACCGUAUCACCUCAGACGAUCAACUGCCCCUCGGGGUCGCACCAGUCACCUGAUACCCGGACUCCGAAGAGCAAAUCAAACCCCUGUGCGGCGUCUCCGACUCCGAUCUUGAAGAAGCCCAGCAUGGCUGAGAUCUUAUGCCGAGGCUCACUGCCCACCUUCACUGCAAAUGAGGCCGUCGUCCAAGGCAGUUCCCUCCGCGACGCAUCUCCGCUGAGCUAUCAUCAGUCCUCUUCUCAGCACGUCGAGUUCAUCUCGCCCAUCCCAACUCUCGCACCACGCAGCACCCGGACGAAGAGCGUCAAGUUCCUUGAGGAAGUCAGACAGUACAUCAUCGUGCUUCCGAUUGGAGACCGCACGAUCCACCGUACGGUCAAGAAGACCCGAUCAGCGACCUUGAAAUCAGGAGAAGCCUACUCCCUGGACCCGACCCCAGCCCCAGCCCCGACACCCGCGCCGGCGCCGAGCGACUGGAUUCCGGAGAACCUGUGGUCGUUCGACGCGGAAAGCAGCCAGCCAGAAACCGUCGACCUGGAAGAGUGGUCGUGGCUCGGUGGCAGCGGCGAGGAGGAAGACGCGCAGGAUCAUUCCACGCCGAUAUUCACCUACAGCCAAGAGCAGCAUGGGGGGCCAUCAUCCUCAGAUACACCAGUUCCACCUCCCGACAACGUCGGCACAGGCCCCCUCACGCAAUUCAACCUGAGCUCGUUCGUGAUGAACACUACCGACGCUGACGACGAUGACGAGCUAGAUCACCUCUCGGAAUUCACAUCGCGAAGGUGGAGCGACAACCUGGGUUCUGCCCCCAGGAUCCCCUCCUCGUCGGCCUCGGAUACCCAGUACUCGGAGGACAGCAGCGGCGAUGACGAGGACUUGCCCGCCUCCCCUCCCAUCAAGGACACGAUGCCAUCGAGUUGUUUCGGGGAGCAGCAGAAAUACCUGUUUCCGGGGGCGGGGACGACCAGCAUCGGUGUUGUAGACGACGACGACGACCAUGAGAGGACGUUGUACGAACAGAUCAUGGAGGAGUUCGAACUUGGGUUUUGA